Molecule: messenger RNA, 1767 nt
Organism: Sinocyclocheilus grahami
Lineage: Eukaryota; Metazoa; Chordata; Actinopteri; Cypriniformes; Cyprinidae
Product: serine/threonine-protein kinase NLK
Exons: 3
Coding region: 1144-1767 (207 amino acids)
Biological process (GO): protein phosphorylation
Molecular function (GO): ATP binding; protein kinase activity
Source: RefSeq, a predicted model, not a curated record
UGAUUGGCUGUGCUACUUCAGAAGCGAAACGCGAUUGGUUUAGAGACCUGUCAAUCGGACUAGCAAUAGACGGGUACCCAAGACGGCAGGGUUGCGCGUGUCUUCCCAGGUCCUGGCAGCACCAUCCGGCGAGGAGGUGAGGACGCUGGCCGCCUGUUUUAUGACUGCAAGGAACACUGGAUGUUUUUAUUUUGAAUUCUUCUUCACUGGAUAUACAUGCCCACGAUUUUGAGCGCGAGAAAGCGACACGCCGGUGAACGAGCACAUCGUUAUCGAUGGGGAAAAUAAGUUGAAGGCUUCGGAAGAGUGUUUUCCUUGUUCCAGGAAAACGGAUUGCUCUGUUGAGCAGCGUGAUGGGUGUUUCGAGGGGAUUUUGACAUUUGGAGAGGAUCUGGGGCUAUCCAUCUACAGCUUCGGGCUGGAGCGCAAAUGAAAACGGCAACAGAGCGCCAUUCUGCAAAACAAGCUUCCCGGAUCGAUACAGUGUAGCAGUCUUUUCGCACGGGAGAAUUGCGCGUUUUCAUGUAAAUGUAAACAAGCUGGCGAGCAAGUACCAAAUCAGCAACGGUGGCCUGAUUGAGAUCCACGUAACUUCUGCAAACUGCAUGCAGCCCUGGCGGUGGAAACGGGGCUGGAUGAGCCCAAAAUGGCAAAUAUGAAUGUUGCAUUUCCGCCGUAACUUGUACUAGUCACCUAAUUUCCAUUUCCAUACAAGCCCGAGUUUCGAGCGAAGCAAGGUGCUCCUCAUGCCGCCAACAUGAGGGAGAUUUAAGGCCGUGCGGAAUUGAUUUAUUAUGGGGGGAGCGCAUUAUUUUGAUUUGAUCCCUCUCUCCUUUUUUACCUUUCUUUUGUUUACCCUCCUCGAGAGGUUUCUUGGAUGUCCGAGAUUGUCAUUUUGCUAGUCUGGAACGUAUAACGCGAAAGAUCCUCCGAAGUAGGUCAGAUCAAAGCUGGAGAGUUGUUAGUAUGACACCUUUUCACACUCAUCUUGAUGUAUGGCGGACAUUUAUGCUUUGAUUUGACCCGUCGUUUGGCUCGAUGACAGCCAAAUGAGAGUUUGACAUCUUGGCAGCCUCCCUCUCCAUCUCGUUCGCCUCUUUGUUUUGUUUUUCCACCUCUCAUUUCGGGCUGUUGGGUGAGUGAAUGGCUCUGUGCGGAACGACGGCUUCCAAUGCCGCGAAAAUGAUGGCUGCGUACAACGGCGGCACCGCGGCAGUGGCGGCGCAUCACCCGCACCAUCACCACCAGCUGCCCCAUCUCCCGCCACCCGCACACCUCCACCACCAUCACCACCCGGGCCAGCAUCACCUCCAGCACCCCGGCUCGGCCGCCGCGGCGGCGGUGAUGCUGAACCCGAGCCAGCAGCAGCCGUACUUCCCCUCGCCCGCUCCUGGACAAGCUCCGGGGCCGGCGGCCGCUGCAGCCCCAGCGCAAGUUCAAGCCGCCGCCGCGGCCGCUGUGAAGGCGCAUCACCACCACCACCACCAACACUCGCAUCACUUACAACAACAGCUGGAUAUAGAGCCGGACAGACCGAUCGGAUACGGAGCUUUCGGUGUGGUUUGGUCAGUGACAGACCCCAGAGACGGCAAACGAGUGGCCCUCAAAAAGAUGCCCAAUGUCUUCCAAAACCUCGUCUCCUGCAAGAGGGUUUUCCGCGAGCUGAAGAUGCUUUGUUUCUUCAAGCACGACAAUGUGCUGUCAGCUCUGGAUAUUCUGCAGCCUCCACACAUCGACUACUUUGAGGAAAUGUAUCCUAAACUGUAA